Messenger RNA from Saccostrea cuccullata (small rock oyster), 3493 nucleotides. RefSeq lists its product as uncharacterized. Gene Ontology annotation, molecular function: nucleic acid binding; 3'-5'-DNA exonuclease activity. The transcript has 2 exons. Gene Ontology annotation, cellular component: cytoplasm. The record is from RefSeq and is a predicted model, not a curated record. Gene Ontology annotation, biological process: DNA catabolic process. NCBI's taxonomy places the organism in Eukaryota, Metazoa, Mollusca, Bivalvia, Ostreida, Ostreidae. The coding region runs from base 516 to 2717 and encodes 733 amino acids.
GCUGAAGUAAGUAAAACCGUAAGCUUGUAGUAGUUCUACCACUAUUUAUAGUAGUGCUAACCAUACAUCUAUCUGUUGUAAAAUUACCGGUAUACUGGGUAAUAGCUACUUAGACAAGAAUGUCACGCUUUAUACCCUCCUUUUGUGGUGCUUGGUACUAACAAUUUUGUAACCCUUUGCACUCCUUCUGUGCUACAUGUAAAACCUAUAUUUCAUUGAUAUAUUUCUAACAGCUUGCCUACUAGAUUAGAAUAAUGACUCUUUUAUCACUUUUAUAAAUGUAGCUUUGAUAGAAACAAUUAUUUAAAAGCUAUAUUGAAUUUAAUUGUUUGAUUUGAAAAUAUGUAAUUGCUUUCCUAUCAUAAGAAAACUUUAAUAUUCCUUUAUAUCAUUAUCAGCCAUAAUUUCUACCAGUAAUUUGUUGUUUUUGAUUUUUUAACAUUCUUCAUAUGUGUUGUUAUUAGACUGACAUACGAUUAGAUAUAUAUAAAGUGACCUUAAAUUAUUAUACAGGUAUGCUUCAUAGUGGAUCCGGGCACACACAGGUCACCAACUUUAUGUCUUCCAUAGAGAUAGAGGGUAUGCACCAUAGAACUAUGAAAGCCCGUGAGUGUGAAGUGGAGCCACAUAUCCAAUCUGUUGCCCAGCAGUCAUGCAGUGAGGCCUUAUUGGAGGAAAUACAGGGCAAUGUAUCAGCAAGAAGUGUAAAUGAAUCCAAUGACGGUCAGCAGGCUCGCAGCUCUGGGGAGUUUAAGUACGACAUGGGAUGGCAGAAGCGUGGGUCAGGAAGGGCCUAUAACAGUAAAUCUGGAGUGGGAACAUUAAUCGGCAACAAGUCCGGGAAAAUAUGUGGCUUUGGUGUUCGAUCAAAGGAUUGUCGCAAAUGUUCCUUUCAUACAAAUAUGGGGAAAACUCCUCCAGAACAUAAGUGCUGUAAAAAUUGGGAGGGCUCGUCAAAAGCAAUGGAGAGUAACGUUGCAGUUGAAUUAGUGAACAAAAUUGAAAAAGAAAAUGUUGAAGUAUCAGUGUUAGUUAUGGAUGACGACUGCACAACAAUGGCACGAAUCAAUGAAGAAAUUCCACAUCCGGUGAUCAAAUGGAGUGACAUUAGUCACACUAAAAAGCAUCUUGGUAACAGUUUAUACCAACUACAAAAGAAACACAAGAAUUUCAACAACAAUUGUGUCAAGUAUUUUCAAAAAUGCUUCUCUUACGCUAUUGUACAAAAUAAAAAUGAUACAGAAGCAUUAAAGAAAAACCUAAAGCAAAUAGUGCCACAUGCUUUUGGAGAGCAUGACCAGUGUGACUCAAAAUGGUGUACUUAUAAAACUAAUCCUGAAGAGUUCCGCCACAAGUCCCUUCCAUCUGGAAAAGAUCUACAGGGUGAUGAAUUAAAAAAUGACCUGAACAUUAUAUUUGAAACAUUUAUCAAUAAUGCUCACAAGAUUUCCCCUGCUGCAUCUACUAGAGAUGUUGAAUCAUUCAAUAAUUCAAUUGCUGCAAAAGCCCCCAAAAGACUGCACUAUUCUUCAUCAUCUAGUUUGCAAAAUAGAGUUAGUUGUGCAGUAGCAGAGAAAAACAUGGGCUCAACAUACGUCAACAAAGUUAACGAACUGGUGGGUGUUUCGCCUGGACGAGUUUUUCAAAAACUUGCAGAAAAAAAAGACAAAACGCGCAAACGCAGACUCGCGUAUGAAAAUACAAGAGAAUUCAAAAAAAGAAAACUUGAAAGAAAAUUAAAAAACAGUACCAUGAAUUCCGCUUCUCAAAUUCGGGAAGGAGUAACUUAUCAGUCAUCUGUUGAUUUGACACAAUCUGACGGCGAGUUUGUCAAAGAAAUACCUGCUCCAAGCAUUGUACCAACUGUCACUCCAUGUAUAUUACCAAAGAAAUAUACCUUUGUGUAUUGUGACAUCGAAACAACAUCUCUUAAUAAAACGUGUGAUAUCAUUCAGAUUGCGGCUGUUUCAGAAAAUGGCAAGUUUUCGAAAUACAUCUUACCUAGUCAACGAAUUUCAACAGCAGCUUCUCAAGUCACUGGACUGACUGUUCAUGGAAAUGUUUUGCAUUUGAAUGGUACUCCUGUAACAUCCGUUUCAUUGCAACUUGCAUUGGCAUCAUUUCUGGCAUGGUUAGAUGAUCAAAAGCCUUGUAUUUUUGUAGGACAUAAUUUCUUGAGGUUUGAUUUACCUAGGGUCUUACGAAAUUUUGAAAUUUGUCAUUUUCUUCAUGCUUUAGAACCAGUUGUAUUAGGUGUAGUAGACACACUACUUCUGUUUAGAGAAGUUUAUCCUGGUCUGGAAAAAUAUUCACAAGAGUUUCUUGUUACAUAUUUUUUAAAUGAAAACUAUGCAGCUCACAAUGCUGAGGAUGAUGUUCUUGUUCUUCAAAAACUUGUUCAACAUGUAAAACCGUGCACUGAAGUUCUUGUACGCCACAGUUCAAGUAUGCAUACCUUGGUUGAGAAGUACCUUUUUGACAAAAUUGUAGAUAAAAACUUAAACACCUUGUUAGUUUUAUGCAAUGAUAAGAUACUUUCAAAGCAAAUGUGUAAAAAGAUUGCUGAAAGUGGAUUAAACUUAGGUCAUCUAAAACUUGCUCACACCAGAGGUGGUUUAAAAACACUCUUGUCUGAAAAAUUCGAUGGGAAACCUCGAGUAACAUCAAAAAAAUGUUUACUUGAAAAAGUAAAUAAGUAUUUUGAAGACAAACAGUAAGGCAAAACAAAUUUUAGCUGAAUGUAACAAUAGACAUUAGACGUUUAAUUGGCUGUAUUUGUACAUGUAUAGUUUUUUUGCAUCUUAGUUUUACAAGCUCUGUAUAGCUGUAAACAUUUGAAUGUAUAUAUGGCCAUACCAAUUAGAAAAGUAAAUAAUAUUUCUGUAGUUUUUUAAUUUCAGCAUUUAAGGGACAUUAUCCCUCUGCUAAGAAGGAUAACUUCUUUUUUAAAUUUUUCACAAAUUCAUCAUAGAUCUAAUGUAAAUUUGUAAAUAAGAAAAACAAAACCCUGUAUGUAACCUGCAUUAUACCACGUUGUAUAAGGUUUUGUAUUUGGUUUUAAAGUCAUUGUUGUGUUCAUGAAAAUCAAUAUUAGAAAUUUAAAAUUUCCAUAGUGAAAUUUAGAGGAGAGGGUCAGGACCCCUUAAAGAGGAAUUUCAGAUGUAAUAUGUUGCAUUGGGGUUUUUUUGUAAUUGAAAUCAAAAUCUAAGAAAAAAUGUAUGUUUUUCUUAUGUUGAUGCAUAUUUUACAACCUCUGACAUUGAAAAACGUCUAACAUCGUGCUAGCAAAUGUUGUUUUAUUUACUAAAUGAAUAUGAUGACCCCCAUUUUUCUUUAUAUCAUUAUUAUCAGUAUACUUAAAUGUACAAUAUGUAUGAAUUUAAAAAAAAAUAAAUUCGUCAAACUUUUUUUAUUGACUUUUUAAUGCGUAAAUUGUAUAAAUUAUGCGAAAACAAUGUACAUUUGGUUAGAUAAAUGAUAAUUUGAAAAAUGA